Brienomyrus brachyistius is the source of this 1260-nucleotide messenger RNA. It is a transcript of the gene aig1, whose product is annotated as androgen-induced 1 (H. sapiens). Gene Ontology annotation, cellular component: endomembrane system; membrane. The coding region runs from base 748 to 1197 and encodes 149 amino acids. The transcript has 6 exons. The record is from RefSeq and is a predicted model, not a curated record. NCBI's taxonomy places the organism in Eukaryota, Metazoa, Chordata, Actinopteri, Osteoglossiformes, Mormyridae.
AUGAACUUGCAGAAAUCCUGGUUUUUUUCCCCCUUAUUGUGACAGAUUUUGUCUCGUUCUCUGAGAAGGUUGCAGUUGCCUUUACCACGGUAGAAGUUAAGCACUGGGAGGUGCUAGCUGAUUUAAGGAGGGAGUCCUAUGCUUAGUUAUGUAGUUAACUUUAAUGGGCACCCAGACACUUUAGCCAUGCUUAGUGAAAGUGCGACUGUAAAUCUGAAGUGAAACUACGUCAAACAUUGAGAAGUAGCGAUACAGGUAGGUGUUGCAGCCUUUAUCAGGCCCUUAGAUUAUACGACUGACCCCGUAGCACUUAAAAGCACACAGGUCAUUAAAUACUUCAGAAGGUGCAGAUUGGCCGUCCUAAAAAGGCGUCCAAAAUACCAGACGCGGCGCUUCUCAUUUGGGUGACUUUGUGAAAAUGGUGCUCCGGAUAAGAUGGAGUGACAAAUAGCAGGAGGGGAGCUUGUUUACUUUCUAUUUCCAGUGUCUCUUUUAUCUGUGUUUUUGCUGGUGAGUUCCGAUGCAGCACCGUGGAUUUCUUUGCCGUAACGGGGCUCGACCCCGAGGAGGCGGCGGCUGCCGGCCGAACCAGCGCGAGACGUCAGAAGUCAUUUCAGAAACCCGGUGAUCCAGACCGUUUUCUUUGGGGUUUGUGUUCUCACUGACCUCUCCAGCCUGCUGACCAAGGGCAGCGAGAACCGGGAACAGGAGCAGCAACUUCGUAAGCUGAUCAGCCUGCGCGACUGGAUGAUGGCAGUCCUCGCCUUUCCCGUCGGUGUGUUUGUGGUGGUCAUGUUCUGGACCCUGUACCUCUACGACAGAGACCUGGUGUAUCCUCGACUGCUGGACAACUUCAUUCCACAGUGGCUGAACCACGGAAUGCAUACUACAGUGCUUCCCUUCAUCCUAAUCGAGAUGAGAACAACACACCACAAGUAUCCUAGCAGGUUUUGCGGACUGCUGGCAGUGUGCAGCUUCGCUGUGGGAUAUGUUCUAUGGAUGUGCUGGGUCCAUCACGUCACUGGAGUAUGGGUCUACCCGCUGCUGGACCGCAUCGGCCCCCUUGCCAAGGUCACCUUCUUCUCCUCCGUGACUGCCUUGAUUAGCAUCUUCUAUGUCCUCGGGGAGGUCCUCAACGGCUACAUCUGGGACUCCUGGAGAUGUGCUGUGGACUCAGAGAAACCCAAAGCAGACUGAUAUCGGGACCAGAGGAUUAAAAAGCCAGCGUUUGACCCCAUUACCCCCCCCCCCCACCCCACC